Messenger RNA from Paramecium sonneborni, 1972 nucleotides. The record is from the annotation of a GenBank genome assembly. Lineage: Eukaryota; Ciliophora; Oligohymenophorea; Peniculida; Parameciidae.
AUAAAACAUGGCAGAAAAUUAAGAAUAACCUGCUCAUUUUUGUCAAACACAUAAAGAUUAUAUGUAUGAGAUAGUGUGUUUUGAUUAUAUGACGAAUGAAUGUGGAUUUUUGUGCAAAAAAUGUUAUAGAUUGAAAGAAAAAAAAUAGAAGAAAGAAUAAGAGUAUUAGGAACAUCAUAAUAAAUUUAUUUCCAAACUUGAAGAAUUAAAAGGAUAAUUAAAAAAAUAUAAAGAUGAUAAAAUCAAACAAAUAGUCGAGAAAUUUUAAUAAAUAGUUACUAAAGGUUUGGAAAAAAUUUGUGAUCAGUUUGGAUUUGCAAUUAAACAAAUAGAUAUGUUUAUCGAAUAAUUAAAGAAUUUAAAUCUUGAAUAAUUAAAGAAUUUAAAUCUUGAAGAAUAAUAAAAAAAAAUAGACAAAUAAAAAGUUGAAAUAUAAGAGUUAAGAAAAUAAUCAAUACCUUAAAAGGUUAAAGCCUUAUCAGAAAUAAAGAAUGAACUUUUUGAUGAGAUUUUUAAAUUGGAAGAUCAUUUAUUUUCAGAACCUCUAUUAGGAUAAUAGUUGUACGAAAUUCCAGAGCUUGAAGACAUUUUUUUAAAUUUUGAUACAAAUAAUCUAUUAUUAAAAUUUGAAUAAGAUUAUCAUAAAAAAUAUUAAUUUUUGGGUUAGAAUGAUGUUGAAAGAAUGUCAAAGGAAUACUAAGAUGAAUUGAAAAAUCUAGAGGAGAAAUUGUAAACAAAGGAAUUAGAAACAUAAUCAAAGGAAAUUAAUAAAGUUUUAGAAGAAUAAAAAAAGAAUAUGUUAAAAAGAUUUUAAAAAUAUUAGAAUUGGAUUGAAAAAAUUUUAGAAAAUGUAAAAAAAGUGAGACAGGAAUGUAUAGGAAGAGAUGAAGAAAUUCAACUGAUGUUACGAAAAGAUUUUAUAAAUUUAAAAUAACUAAAUAUAGCAAAUUAAAAGCAUAAAAAUUUUUUUGAGGAAUUAAGAGAAACAGCAAGUUAAAUUUGCCAUCUUGGAUAAUAUGACAUUAAAAUUAGCUUGGAGAAAAUCGAAAGUAGUUUUAUGGUUAAAUUUAUUCCAAUUAAAAUGUUAUAUGAUUUGAAUUAAAUGCAAAAUAAUUUAAUUUAAAAAUACCCUAAUGUAACUUAAAUCUUGGGUGCACAUUUGAAUCAAGAAGGACAUGUAAUUAAUUUUAAUAAAAAUAGCUUUAAGGAGAAGCUUAAAUAGUGGAAAAUUUUGGAGAAAAUAGAAUUAACGUUAAUAUAGGCAAUUUAGAACAUUAAAUAGGAUGUACCAUUUAGAAAAAUUAAAAUAAAUCUCUUUUUAACCUAGAUUUAUUAUAAUUCUUUCCUCAAAGUUAAAAUAAGUUUAAUUAUAUAAAAAAAACAUAUGAAAAUGGAGACUAAGAGUAUAUAGAAGAGAAUAAUUCAUGGGAACUUAAAGAAUAAUCUGAUUAAAGAUGGACUUUGGUAAUUAAUUAAAACGAAUAAAAUUAAAAGAAAAUAGAAUUCAAGGAUCUUAGCAUAAACUAACAAAAUGAAGUAGAUUAAAAUUUUAAAAUCAAAAUAAUUUAUUCUUAAAAGAAGAAAUAUGAGGGUUAGAUCAAUAAUAGUUUUUAAUAUUCUGGAUAAGGAACAUUAACUGAUAAUGAAACUGUGAAAAGUGGAAUAUGGAAGAAUGGAAAACUUGAAGGAGAAGGUUUAAUUAUUUAUAAGGGUAAGAAAAUAUAUAAAGGAGAUUUUGUAAAUGAUAUGAAAUAAGGAUGGGGAUUGGAGUAUAUAAUUUAAGACUAAUAGUAUCAAAUAUUAUUAUUUAAGUUAUGAAGGUCAAUUUGAAAGAGACCAAAAGCAUGGAAAAGGUAAAAUCAUAAAAAAGUAAAAUAUCGAUGAUGAUGACCAUACAUUAGUGGAAGAUAACAUUAAGUGGAAAAAUGGCUAACCUCUUGAUGGUUUAUGUCAGAUAUUUUGAAAAUAUUAG